AUGGAUUACCAGAACCGAGCGGGCUCCAAAUUUGGCGGCGGAGGCGUAGCCUCCCAAUCUGCCACAAACGCCGACCGUCGCGAACGCCUCCGCAAACUGGCUCUCGAAACCAUCGACCUCGACAAAGACCCCUACUUCUUCAAAAAUCAUGUCGGCAGCUUCGAGUGCCGCCUGUGCCUGACAGUUCACCAGAACGAUGGCUCCUACCUGGCUCACACGCAGGGUCGCAAGCACCAAACGAACCUGGCCCGUCGUGCGGCGCGCGAGCAGCGCGAGGGCAAGAACCAGGAUCCUUCGUCGUUGCCGGGAGCUAUGGGGGUGCAGGUGAAGAAGCAGACGAUCAAGAUUGGGCGGCCGGGGUAUAAGAUUACGAAGGUGCGGGAUCCAUUGACGAGGCAGGUUGGGUUGUUGUUUCAGUUGCAGUAUCAGGAGAUUACUCCUGGGGUUGUGCCAAGGGUGAGGUUCAUGUCUGCGUUUGAGCAGAAGGUUGAGGAGCCACCGGAUAAGAAUUUUCAGUAUCUUGUUGUGGCUGCGGAGCCGUAUCAGACUUGUGGGUUUAAGUUGCAGGCGAGGGAGAUUGAUCGCAGGGAUGGGAGGUUCUGGACUUGGUUUGAUGAGGAUAGUAAGGAGUUUUGGGUUCAGAUUAUGUUCAAGACAGAGCGUGAGGAGCGGUUCAGUGGUGUCCCUGGUCUGGCACCUAUGAGGACUUGA
Molecule: messenger RNA, 711 nt
Organism: Aspergillus chevalieri
Lineage: Eukaryota; Fungi; Ascomycota; Eurotiomycetes; Eurotiales; Aspergillaceae
Product: spliceosome assembly protein PRP11
Exons: 2
Coding region: 1-711 (236 amino acids)
Biological process (GO): spliceosomal complex assembly
Cellular component (GO): catalytic step 2 spliceosome; U2 snRNP; U2-type prespliceosome
Molecular function (GO): zinc ion binding; nucleic acid binding
Source: RefSeq, a predicted model, not a curated record